Messenger RNA from Physcomitrium patens, 3024 nucleotides. RefSeq names its product UDP-galactose/UDP-glucose transporter 7. Lineage: Eukaryota; Viridiplantae; Streptophyta; Bryopsida; Funariales; Funariaceae. The record is from RefSeq and is a predicted model, not a curated record.
GCCGCGCGCGCCACAAUUUGCGAGGAGAGGCCGUGGUGCCGCGCGCCGCAUGGUGCUGAGCUCGAUGCAGCCUCUCCGAGGCAAUGUCGAAACGGACCGAAUUCUCGCGAAGUGCCCAUUUCGCCAAGGAACGCUCCACCUUCACUGUGCAGCUCUUGUUUGAAGCCUCUCAUGAAGUGGUACUCGCCUGGCUAGGGUUAAUAAUUCAGACCCAUAGGAUUGACUGGGCGCUGAGCGUUUGAAUUCGAGCCUCUGGUUUUGCGCUUCGAGCUUCCUUUGUGGAGGUGUUCAGUGUCGUGUGGUUGUUGUUCUCGUGCUCGCAUAUCCAGGCAAAUUGAAUUGUGGUUUCUACAGUGGUGUGAGUGCAGACCUGGUUUUGUAGUGCUUGGGCUCUGUCCUUGCGAUUGGAGGAUUGCCUUUUUAUUGUGAGUCAGAUCCAGUACCGUAGAGGCGUAGUUAGUAUAUCGGUGCAGCUUUACAAUCAUGUGAGAUAUUCUUUGUGCAACCUCAUGUUCUAGAGUUGGAAUUUGAUUUUCGUCCAAUGACGAUCAGUUUUGCUACUUUUGCAAAAAGUCUUGAAUCACACGCCGAUUGUAUAAUCUGGAGAUUUUGUUUCUGAUUUUUUUAUCUUUUAAGCGUAAAACAGCCCGCACAUGGAGUUUGUUAAGUUUUCGCAUCAGAAAGUUUACAAGAUGGUUGCAGAAGGGUGAAGGCAAGGACAUUGAGCAGGGAGAAUGAUUCUUUACGGAAGCCAGUUGCGGCGGUAACAGCGGUGCUGAGUUUUGUCAUUGGAAGUUUUGCACUGAAUUGUGUUUUGCUACUGAUCUUCUGGAAAAGGAGAAUGGAAUGACGGAGAUAUGCGAACGUUGUUGAAGCUGGUAGAUAGUCUGAGGUUGUCUUCGACGGCUCGAAACCUGGUGCUGUGUUGGAAAAGAGAUGUUGCUCGGAGAGGUUUUGGGUUUCCUUUUGACGUAGUUGCAAGUGUUCCACGCGUGUGAUGGAGCUUGGGGAUUCUCGAAUGCCUAUGUCCAGUUUUUUUGCGGUGUCUUGGUGGAGCUUUGGACAUCCGUUACUGUAACUGCUGCGGGCCUUCUUGGCACCCGACAAUGAACAGUGUUCGUCUUCCAGUCAGCUUGGAGUUUCGAAUCCUGGAUUUGGGAGCUUCCUCCAAGGCAUGACUGGGAUUUCUAACGAUGCAUUGACCAACUAGCGAGUCGUUGAAUCCAGACUGUCUUUUCAAUGCCAACAUAACGUCAUGCAGCUCUUUCGUGAAGAUGAAUCUGCCUAAGAUUCUACGUGUGAGAUGAUUUGGUUCCAGGUGCUGCAGUUGGAAAUACCGUGUCCUUGAAAACCGCUUCUCUUUUGUUUCAAGUCAUGAGGCGCUUCUACUCGUGACAUUCUUCGCGAGCUGUUGACUCAUAGCUUGCUUAAAAUUCUGGAUACCACUUUUUGGUGAUCAAUUUGAGAUGGAUUUGCAGAGAGUUUCGCGGAAAUCUUUUUCCUCAGAAAUCGAAGGAGAGAGGAUGCGAUUUCGGGAUGUGGAAGCGAAGGACGUGCCACUGCACGAGAAUGCCGACCACAUUAGGUCAUUGUAUUCCCAGCAAAUAAUGAGCGCUGCUUCUGCUACCGCUUAUGGCUUAAUAGGACUACUUAUGGGAUUUGUCAAUAAGGCAGUUCUUUUACAAUGGCCUUAUCCAAACUCGUUUCUUGCACUACAAAUGGUUGCAUCUAUUGUGAUUGUCUACGCAUUCAAAGCUUGGGGCCUGACAACUGUACAGCCAUUGCACGUAAAAGCUGCUAAAGCACUUCUGCCUGUUGUUUUUUUUUACAACACAAACGUUGGGUUUGCUUUAGCAGCGGUGAGAGCCUUGAGUAUUCCCGUGUAUCAUGUCUUGAAGCGAUUGACACCAGUAAUGGUUUUGGUGGGUAAAUCUUUCAUGGGUGGUGCCAUUCCUUCCAAGCAGAUUACGUUGUCCGUGCUUACUGUUGUUUCAGGUUGCAUAAUGGCUGGCUUUGGUGAUUUAAGUUUCGAUUUGAGUGGCUACUCUGCGGCACUCAUUAGCUGCGCUUUGCAAACCAGUUACUUGCUUUUAGUAGAGAGAACUGGCACCGAGAAAGGGUUCAAUUCAAUGGAACUGCUUCUGUACAACGGAAUACUCUCGUUACCGGUGUUACUCAUCAUCAUAUUAGGUACAGGGGAGGUUUGGGAUUCAUUUGAGAGCAUGAGGAUCCAAUCACGGGAGUCUCUUGCAUUCCUACCUCUGCUGCUUGUAUCUUUACUCAUGGGUUCAUUGUUAAACUACUGCUUGUUUCUAUGCACCCUCUGCAAUUCGGCACUCACGACAACCAUUGUGGGCACUUUAAGGAGUGUUUUGGGCACGGUUCUGGGGUUUUUUGUCUUUGGCGGGGUUAAGGGCACCAUUUUUAUCUUUUUGGGCGUUUUAUUCAACACGUUAGGUGGUGUCUGGUACACAUUAAUCAAGUUUAAGGAGAAGCAUAAGGAGAAGCAGUCCAAGGAGCAAUAUCGUAUCUUGGAGGCGAGUAGUAGUUUCAAAGGAGGCUGAAUCAAGUAUCAUGAUCAGAUACUUCAUAUUUCUGUGACGCAGUUGUGUCUCUUACAAACACUCUGAUGCAUGACCUUGCUGGUUUCUAACUUGAAGCCCUUCAUCCAGGAUGUGAUGAUAGUUUUGAUAGAAUAUUCUUCUAUCAUUCUAUUUUAUUUUGCAGCACCUUCUUGAGGUUGAUGAGGCCAAAUACCCGUGAAUAGCCAGUUGGUGUAGAUUUGAGUGGUCAGAACCUGUAUAUUUAUGGUGUCUGAAGGAUCCAAAUGUAUUCGAGCAGGAACCUGUAAUGUUAGUUGUAGUUGAAGAUUUUUAGAUCCUAGUUCAUAUUUUAGACGUCAUUUAUUCAGUUAGCCCCGCAGGAAAAAUUCUUUGAGACCCUUCAUUGGUCAUCAGCAACGUCUGUUUCAUUUAAGCAAAACUAUCCAUUGCACCGAGUAUUUGUCUCCGAUGCAUUCAGAAA